Choloepus didactylus (southern two-toed sloth) is the source of this 1940-nucleotide messenger RNA. RefSeq names its product alanine--glyoxylate aminotransferase 2 (gene AGXT2). The transcript has 14 exons. Gene Ontology annotation, cellular component: mitochondrion. The record is from RefSeq and is a predicted model, not a curated record. NCBI's taxonomy places the organism in Eukaryota, Metazoa, Chordata, Mammalia, Pilosa, Megalonychidae. Gene Ontology annotation, molecular function: pyridoxal phosphate binding; L-alanine:glyoxylate transaminase activity. Gene Ontology annotation, biological process: glyoxylate catabolic process. Bases 148 to 1683 code for a protein of 511 amino acids.
GAGCCCUGGGGUAGUCACCAUCCAGGAUUCCCCUCAAGAGCCUCCUCCCCCUCCGUCCUAAUCUCAAAGUCCAGCCGGCCAGCCAGUGGGCAGUUGGAGCCCGGCUCAGACCUGCUUCCAUGGGGGUUUGCUUCCUGACUGGGAGAGAUGACUCUAGCCUGGAGACAUUUACCGAGGGCUUUGUGCCUCCCUCCCGGGACCCCCAAGAGGUGCCCUAGCCUGAACCUAGGUGUUUUCUGGACAUCUGUAACCAAGCUUGGUCUUCACACAAAACCUAGAAUGCCUCCUUGUGACUUCAUACCAGAAAGAUACCAGUCCCUUGCCUAUAACCGUAUCCUGGACAUCCACAAGCAACAUCUUUCUCCCAUGGUGACAGCAUAUUUUCAGAAGCCCUUGCUGCUCCACCAAGGUCACAUGGAGUGGCUAUUUGAUUCAGAGGGAAACAGAUACCUGGAUUUCUUUUCAGGGAUUGUCACUGUCAGUGUCGGUCACUGCCACCCCAAAGUAAAUGCAGCGGCACAAAAGCAACUGGGCCGCCUCUGGCACACAAGUGCAGUCUUCUUCCAUCCUCAAAUCCAUGAAUACGCCGAGAAGCUUUCAUCUCUUCUUCCGGAGCCUCUUAAGGUCAUUUUCUUGACAAACAGCGGCUCAGAAGCCAAUGACCUGGCCAUGCUGAUGGCCAGAGCUCACUCAAAUAACACAGACAUCAUUUCUUUCAGGGGAGCUUACCAUGGGUGCAGUCCAUACACACUGGGCUUGACCAAUGUAGGGACAUUCAAGAUGGAACUCUCCAGUGGAGCAGGCUGCCAAGCAACAAUGUGCCCAGAUGUUUUCCGUGGCCCUUGGGGAGGAAGCCACUGCCGAGAUUCUCCAGUGCAAACAGUUAGGAAAUGCAGCUGUGCACCAGACUCCUGCCAAGCUAAAGACCAGUAUAUUGAACAGUUCAAAGAUACUCUGAACACUACUGUGGCCAAGUCAAUUGCUGGAUUUUUUGCAGAACCAAUUCAAGGUGUGAAUGGAGUGGUUCAGUACCCGAAGGGGUUUCUAAAGGAAGCCUUCGAGCUGGUGCGAGAGAGGGGAGGCGUGUGCAUUGCAGAUGAAGUGCAGACAGGAUUUGGCAGGUUGGGUUCUCACUUCUGGGGCUUCCAAUCCCACGGUGUCCUGCCUGACAUUGUCACCAUGGCCAAAGGCAUUGGGAAUGGCUUUCCCAUGGCAGCAGUUGUGACAACUCCAGAGAUUGCCAAGUCUUUGGAGAAACGCUUCCUUCAUUUCAACACCUUUGGAGGGAACCCCAUGGCCUGUGCCAUCGGAUCAGCUGUUCUUGGGGUGAUUAAAGAAGAUUGCCUACAGGAAAAUAGUCAAGAAGUUGGUACCUAUAUGUUACUCAAGUUUGCUAAGCUGCGGGACGAAUUUGAAAUUGUGGGAGAUGUUCGAGGCAAGGGCCUCAUGAUAGGAAUAGAAAUGGUGAAAGAUAAGAUGAGCCGCCAGCCUCUUCCUCGUGAGGAAGUAAAUCAAAUCCAUGAGGACUGCAAACACAUGGGACUCCUAAUUGGCAGAGGUGGCAUUUUUUCUCAGACAUUCCGCAUUGCUCCCCCAAUGUGCAUCACUAAACCAGAAGUUGAUUUUGCAGUGGAAGUAUUUCAUUCUGCCUUAAUCCAACACAUGGAAAGAAGAGCCAAAUAAAAUUUUAAAAAAUAAAAAACCACAAACCUCAAGAGCUUCCCACUCAUGUUCAAGGGCGAAUUUGAAGAAUUUCUGAACUCUUGGCAUUUGAAGAAAACCUAAGAUUCCUUAGUGGUUAUAAAAAAUGGAGGUGAAUGUCUACCAGCCAUAUUUGUUAACAGAGCCCCUAUUAUCUUGAGAUGUUCAUUUUCCUAGGAAAGAAACUUGAUCCCUAGCUCAGAAAAUAAAUCCUAAUCAGCCUAGGUUAAUUAUGAUAA